This is a messenger RNA of Melospiza georgiana, 2586 nucleotides long. RefSeq names its product toll-like receptor 2 type-1. Gene Ontology annotation, molecular function: protein binding; triacyl lipopeptide binding; transmembrane signaling receptor activity. The record is from RefSeq and is a predicted model, not a curated record. Gene Ontology annotation, biological process: inflammatory response; toll-like receptor signaling pathway; immune response. Lineage: Eukaryota; Metazoa; Chordata; Aves; Passeriformes; Passerellidae. Gene Ontology annotation, cellular component: membrane. The transcript is spliced from 2 exons. The coding region runs from base 1 to 2586 and encodes 861 amino acids.
AUGAGGAUCCUUGCUGGCUACCUUCAUUUCUACUUCAUUCCCUUCUUACUCAGCGGGGCACAUGGAUUCCUAAUGUGGAGAACACCUCCAGCCUUCCUGGUUUAUAACUACUCCUAUUCAAAUCUCUCCUCUGUCUCAGAAGCACAGGCUCCAAAAACAGCAAGAGCUCUCAAUUUCUCACACAAUGCCAUUGAAAAAAUUACCAAGGGGGACUUGGAAGGAUUUGACUGGCUGGAAGUUCUGGACUUUUCCUACAAUCGGAUCAGGGCUGUUGAGCCCGGAGCAUUCCAGAGUCUGCUCAGCCUGGUUUCUGUGGAUUUAUCAUUUAAUGAUGAGAAGCUGCUUCUGUCAGAUCUCCCACCCCACCUGAAGCUCUCACCUGCUGGCAAAGCUCCGAGGUCUUUGCAGCUUUCCAGGAAUUCUGGCAGAUCCUCAGGGGCUGCUCUGGAGCCUUCUGCUCCUGCAGAGGAGCUCCCCAGGCUCAGGAGAAGCCCAGGGAAUUUUCUUAGGAAGGGAGAGAGGAACACAACAGCCCUUCCCACAGCCCCACCUGAGCCCACCCUCUGUGGAACUCCCAUCAAUGGGACACUCAACCUGUCCCACAGCAACCUCACCCAGGACGAGCUGAUGUUAAAACUGGACGAGGAUCUCUGCAAAGCCCAGCUGGACAGGAUUUUGGAGCUUGACAUCAGUCACAACAACGUGGAAAUGGAUCUUCUGUAUCUGUUUACGCUGUUCUUCCACAUGGAAAACACUCUGUCCAUCGAUGCCAGCUUCAACAAGUUAACCAUUAACAUCCUGGAUCCUUCAUCCUUCUGUGAGUUCCCAUCCCACCAGCUUUUGUUCCUAAACAUCAGCAACAACCCCAUCAACAGCCUGGAUACGCUGUGCCUCCCUUCCAGCAUCAAGGAAAUUGAUUUGUCCUUCACCAACAUCAGCCAAAUACCCCCGAAUUUUGCUAAAAAAUUGGUUAACUUGGAAAAAAUGCAUGUUCAAGGCAACCACUUCAUCUACAGAGCAUUCUCAGAAAGCGAGAAUGCACUUCCAAUGUGCACCCCUCCCCCUGGAACUGUGCACAUCAACGCCAUCUCCUUUGUCAGGAAGGAGGUUGGGACACCCAUUGAAAGCCUUCCAGACAAAGUGAAACACCUGAGGAUGUCCAACUGCUCCAUUGUGGAGCUGCCAGAGUGGUUUGCUGACACAGUGGAGGAACUGCUAUUUCUGGACCUCAGCAGCAACUUCAUUUCUGUACUUCCCAAUUUCCCCCCCUCCCUGCAGCAUCUCGACAUCAGCAACAACGACAUCAAAGUCGUCUCCCCCAGCCUGAAAUCCCUCUCCAACCUAACAGUAUUUAGGAUUCAAAAUAACAAAAUUAUGGGUGUACACACAGAGCUUUUUCCAUCAGCCUUAAAAAAAUGUGAUCUUAGUAAAAACAAGGUGAAGGUGUUGUCCUUAACUUCUGCCCUGGAGAAGUUGGAACACCUCAAUGUUUCUGGGAACCUGAUCACACGCCUGGAGGCUGCUGGCCACCUUCCUGCACUGACCAGCCUGGACAGCAGCCACAACCUGAUCCCAGAGCUGCCCGAUGGCUUCGGGGCAUCCCUCCCAGGGCUGAAGUACUUCAACCUGUCAGGGAAUAAGAUCUCCUUUCUGCAGCGUGGCUCUCUCCCAGCCUCUCUGGUCGAGCUGGACAUCAGCGACAACGCCAUCACGACCAUUGUGGAGGCCACGUUCGGCCCGCUGACGAGCCUCAGGCUUCUGGCUGUCCAAGGGCACCACUAUUUCUGUACCUGUGACCUGUACUGGUUCGUGAACGUUUACCUCCACGAUCCCCAGCUGGAGAUCAGGGGCAGGGGGGCCAUGAGGUGCAGCUUCCCCCCGCAGCGCCGUGGCUCCCUGGUGGGCAGCAGCCGCCUGACGCUGCUGCGCUGCUCCCUGGCUGUCCAGCUGGCCGUGACCGCUGCCGCCGCCAGCCUGGCCGUGCUGGCCCUCACCCUGCUCUGCUGGAGGCUGGACGGGCCCUGGUAUGUCAGGAUGGGCUGGUACUGGUGCAUGGCCAAGAGGAGGCAGUAUGAGAAGAGGCCAGAGAACAAAGUCUAUGAUGCCUUCAUCUCGUACAGCGAGCACGACGCCGAAUGGACCAAAGAGAACCUGCUGAAAAAGCUGGAAAAUGAUGGCUUCAGGAUAUGCUACCAUGAGAGGGAUUUUAAGCCAGGGCAUCCUGUGCUUGGGAACAUUUUUUACUGCAUAGAGAACAGCCAUAAGGUGCUUUUUGUUCUCUCUCCCAGCUUUGUGAACAGCUGCUGGUGCCAGUAUGAGCUGUAUUUUGCCGAACACCGGGUCCUGAACGAAAACCUGGAUUCCCUCAUCAUGAUUGUGCUGGAAGAUCUCCCACCCCACAGCGUCCCACAGAAAUUCAGCAAACUCAGGAAACUGCUGAGAAGGAAAACUUACUUGAAGUGGAGCCCUGAAGAACACAAGCAGAAAAUGUUCUGGCAUCAGCUAAAAGCUGUCCUAAGAACAACCAACGAGCCGCUCGUGAGAGCGGAGAACGGAUCUGCUCUGGAGAUGCAGGAGCUGGAAUGA